Xiphophorus maculatus (southern platyfish) is the source of this 3709-nucleotide messenger RNA. RefSeq names its product NLR family CARD domain-containing protein 3-like. Lineage: Eukaryota; Metazoa; Chordata; Actinopteri; Cyprinodontiformes; Poeciliidae. Bases 104 to 3583 code for a protein of 1159 amino acids. The record is from RefSeq and is a predicted model, not a curated record. The transcript is spliced from 14 exons. Gene Ontology annotation, molecular function: protein binding.
CAGACUCCAUUUAGCAGCAGAGCAGAGUCUGGAUCAGGACAGUUACUGGACCUGGAUCACUGGGACUGACUGGUUCUGGUUUCUCUCUCAAGACGUCAAGAAGAUGGAAGAUCUGGAUCUAAAGAAGAACAGAGCAGAACCUCCAGGAUCCAUCUGUCCGUCCAUGAGGAGUGACCGGUCCAAAGACGCUCCUCCAGACAUCAGUACCGAAUCUGGACCAUCAGACUCAGAAGGGCAGAACCACAGAUGGAGAGCAGAACCUCAAGGAUCCAUCAGUCCGUCCAUGAGGAGUGAUGUGUACAAAAGAAAACCUCCAGUCUUCAGUGAUGAACCUGGACCAUCAGAACCAGAGGUGAACCCCAGCUCUCGCCUGAUUACUGCUGAACACCAGUCCCUCCAUGACCCUGCAAAGAUAAGAAGUGAUGAACGAUGGAGGGAUGGAUGGAAGAAAGAUCUUCCUGGAUGCAUAGAGAGGAGCAGCUGUGCUCCAGGCCAGAAGAUGAAAGAUCAGGACAGAGCAGAACCUCCAGGACCCAUCAGUCCAUCUAUGAGGAGUGACCGGUCCAAAGGUCUUCCUCCAUGGUUCAGUAAUGAACCUGAACCAUCAGACAGAAAGAGAAGCUUUGGUGAGGAGGAGCAUCCAUCCUGCUGUGCUUUGGGUCAGAAUGUUCUGAUGGAUCCGGUCUGUACCAGCUGCCCCCAGUGUGGGAAACGACCCAGAACAGGAUCUGGACGGCUGACAGCCAAUCAGAGCAGCUGUGCUCCAGAACAGUUACUGGAACCGGAUCACUGGACUGACUGGUUCUGGUUUCUCUCUCCAAAAGGCCAGAAGAUGAAAGAUCAGGACAGAGCAGAACCUCCAGGACCCAUCAGUCCAUCUAUGAGGAGUGACUGGUCCAAAGGUGAUCCUCCAGACUUCAGUAAUGAACCUGAACCAUCAGACAGAAAGAGCAGCUUUGGUGAGGAGGAGCAUCCAUCCUGCUGUGCUUUGUGUCAGAAUGUUCUGAUGGAUCCGGUCGGUACCAGCUGCCCCCAGUAUGGGAAACGACCCAGAACAGGAUCUGGACGGCUGACAGCCAAUCAGAGCAGCUGUGCUCCAGAUUUUGAUAUUCGGUGUCAGAGUGACCAUAAAGCGUCUCUGAAGAAGAAGUUCCAGAGUCUCUCUGAAGGCGUCGCUGAAGCUGGAAAUCAAACCGUUCUGAACCAGAUCUACACAGAGCUCCACAUCACAGAGGGGUUAACUAGAGAGGUCAACCAGGAACAUGAGGUCAGACACAUUGAAACAGCAUCCAGGAAACAAGAAACAAUCAGAAGAGAAGACAUCUUUAAAGUCCCACCUGGAAGAGAUCAACCAAUCAGAACAGUGAUGACCAUGGGAGUGGCUGGCAUUGGGAAAACACUGUUAACACAGAAGUUCACUCUGGACUGGGCUGAAGGCAAAACCAACCAGAACAUUGAUUUCAUAUUUCCAUUCACUUUCAGAGAGCUGAAUAUGUUGAAAAAAGAAAAGUUCAGCUUAUUAGGACUGAUUCAUAAAUUAUUUUCUAAAACCAAAGAAAUCAGCAGCUUUGAAACGUUCCAGGUUCUGUUCAUCUUUGAUGGUCUGGAUGAAAGUCGAUUUACUCUGGAUUUCAAGAACAAUCCGAUCCUGACUGAUGUUACAGAGUCCAGCUCAGUGGAUGUUCUGGUGACAAACCUCAUCAGGAGGAAACUGCUUCCCUCUGCUCUCCUCUGGAUAACCACACGACCUGCAGCAGCCAAUCAGAUCCCUGCCGAGUGUGUCGACAUGGCAACAGAGGUCAGAGGGUUCACUGACCCCCAGAAGGAGGAGUACUUCAGGAAGAGAUUCAGAGAUGAUGAAGAGAAGGCCAGCAGGAUCAUCUCCCACAUCCAGAAAUCAAAAAGUCUCCACAUCAUGUGUCACAUCCCAGUUUUCUGCUGGAUCACUGCUAAAGUUCUGGAGGAUGUGAUGAAGACCAGAGAGGGAGAAAAACUGCCAAAGACUCUGACUGAGAUGUACAUAGCAUUCCUGGAGGUUAACUUCGCAAUCAAGAAGGAAAAGUAUGAUGGAGGAAAAAAGACAAGAUCAAUCUGGAGUCCAGAGAACAAGAAGCUGAUUGAGUCUCUAGGAAAACUGGCUUUUGAGCAGCUGCUGGAGGGAAACCUGAUCUUCUAUGACGAAGAGCUCAAAAAGUGCGGCAUCAACAUCAAAGAUGCUGCGUUGUUCUCAGGAGUGUUCACUGAAAUGUUUAAAAGAGAGAGAGGGACGUGCGACAUCUCCGUCUACUCCUUUGUUCAUCUGAGCAUCCAGGAGUUUCUGGCUGCAGUCUACAUGCUCCACUGUUUCACCAGCAGGAAGUCAGAGGUGAUCAAGACGUUUCUGGGAGAAGAAUACAGAGAAACAUCUCUAGAUGAGUUCAUGAAGAAAGUCAUGGAGAAAUCCCUCAGCAGUAAAAAUGGCCACCUGGACCUGUUUGUCCGCUUCCUUCAUGGUCUCACUGUGGAGUCCAACCAGAGACUCUUAGAAGAUCUGCUGGGUCAGACAGAGAACAGUCCAGAAACCAUCCAGAGAAUCAUCACCAACCUGAAGGAGAUGAACACUAAUAGAAUCUUUCCUGACAGAAGCAUCAACAUCUUCUACUGUCUGGUGGAGAUGAACGACGUCUCAUUUUAUCAGGAGAUCCAACGGCUGCUGGAUUCAGGGAAGAAGCUCUCAGAGACUGACUGUUCAGCUCUGGCCUUCAUGCUGCAGGUGUCAGAGGUUCUGGAUGAGUUGGACCUGGAGAAGUACAACACAUCAGAUGAUGGACGACGGAGACUGUUUCCAGCUGUGAGGAACUGCAGAAAGGCUCGACUUGGUGGCUGGUGGCUCCAAAAGGAUGAAUGUGAAGUUUUGGCCUCGGCUCUGAAGUCCAACCCAGAUCUGACUGAACUGGAAAUAAAUCAGAUCAACAUAAAAAGAGGUGGAGACUCUGAUCUGAAGCCUGUGGUUGAGAUCCUGGAGAGUUCAGUCAGUAAAGUGAAGAAUCUGAGCUUGGAGGUCUGCAGGUUGUCAGAGACCAGCUGGACUUCUCUGUUCUCAGCUCUGAAGUCCAACCCAACCCAUCUGACAAGACUGGACCUGAUUGAUACCAACCUGGGAGAUUCUGUAGUGAAGGAGCUCUGUGGUUUUCUACAGACUGAAGGCUGCAGACUGGAGACAUUGAUAUUGUUGGGCUGCAGGUUGUCAAAGACCAGCUGGACUUCUCUGUUCUCAGCUCUGAAGUCCAACCCGACCCAUCUGACAGAACUGGAGCUGAUCGGAACCAACCUGGGAGAUUCUGGAGUGAAGGAGCUCUGUGGUUUUCUACAGACUGAAGGCUGCAGACUGGAGACAUUGAGUUCUUUAUUCAGAUUGUGGGACUGCAGUUUGUCAAAGAUCAGCUGUGAUUAUUUGGCCUCAACUCUGAAGUCCAACCCGACCCGUCUGACAAAACUGGACCUGAGAUUGAACAACCUGAAGGAUUCAGAUGUUCAGCAGCUGAAGAAUCUUGUAAAGACUUUAAAGUUCGAUGAUUUUGAUUAUUCUGACUUUUCCGACUGAUGAUCCCAGUAAAGUAGAAAAUGGUCUCAGUGUCCUGCUGAUCCUCAGAGGUUGAAGCUGCAGCAGUUUGAGUCUAAAGAGACUCUGACUGGAUCAUGAUGAUGACCUCUGACCUCCAAGGUUUUC